ACCUCUAUUCCUAUUCUAUCUUCGCAAGAAAGAUAUUUCACGAUGACGUCAUCGUAUACGGUUUAUUUAUAAAAUUGCCGGAGAGACGUGCUCUUCUCUGUACUUUGAACUUAUUCGUGCACCUGUGCGUUGUAUAGGAGAUCACGGAGGCAGAGUUUCAUAUUUCGUUUCCUUCACGAAAAGUAUGUACAUACCAGAAAUUCUAUUAAUAGAACGCUCGACGAGAUACAUAAAAAAGGCUAACCAAACUUAAAUAAACAUGAGUAUACAAUGGACGCUCAUUGCUGGAUUUCUCUAUGUAGAAGUCGCAGUAGUCCUUCUUCUUAUAUUGCCAAUUGCUUCGCCAAUUAAAUGGCAAAAGCUCUUCAAGUCUCGCUUCUUACAAAGCAUCGGUAAUCAAGCUUCCAUUUAUUUUGUGGUUUUACUUGGGAUCUUGUUUCUUUUCCUAUUAGAUGCUAUACGAGAGAUGCGAAAGUAUUCUGGGAGUUUAGAUCACGGUGAUCAUCAGCAUUUAAAUCUUGAAAUGCAAGAACACAUGCGACUGUUUCGCGCACAGAGGAAUUUCUACAUAUCCAGUUUUGCACUAUUUUUAAGUUUGGUGAUACGCCGUCUUGUUAUUUUAAUAUCUACACAAGCCACUUUGUUAGCGCAAAACGAAGCAGCCAUGCGACAGGCUAUGUCCGCUACAACCACAGCUAGAAGUUUGUUGUCCCAGAGGACAAUUGGAGAAAGCGCGCAAAAUGAUUCUAACGAAGCGCAUGAUAAGGCUGUUUCAGAAUUGAAAAAUCAAAUCAAGGAGUUGCAAGCCAAGAAUGUCGAACUUGAGAACAGUUUGACUAAAGAGAAAAAGGAUAAAGAAGCACUAAAAUCGCAAGCAGAUUCACUUACGAAAGAAUAUGAUCGUUUGAGCAACGAAUUCUCAAAACUUCAGCAGUCGAGUGGGGAUAAGAAAAGCGAUUAGAAUUGUUUUUCUUUUUUUCAUUAUUAUCAUUAUUUUUUUUUUUUUUUUUUUUGAUUAUUUUCCUCAUAAAUAAGAUAAAAUCCAAAAGUGUGUUUUAUUGUAGUGGGUUUUGCAUUACACACAUACUUUAAGUGGAAUACAUUGAGGUAAUUUUUGGAAACGUAUUUUUCACUUAAACAUUUAUAUAGGUACUUACACCUAUAUUAUAUUGUAAUGUGUUUCGUAACAUACAUUAUAUAUUUCCUUUCCGAUUCUUGUGUACUUUACUUGGGCACAAGGCCUCUCCGUAACUGGUUUUUAAUUUGUGAUAUUUACGUUCCGUGUAAGUUACUUUAUAAAAUAAUAAUUAAAGGUUGUAAUUAAACACUUAUUCGGUGUAAUCACUUUGAUAAUUAAUUGAAGUUAUGAAAAAUUGAAAAGUUUAAAUCUGUUUUUUGCAAAUGUAAUAAUUUUCGUGUUACAAAAGUUAAAUUUGUUACCAAGUACACUGAUUGGCACUGUGAAUUGUUCCGAGAGUAGAAAACAGUUUCUUAUAACGCAGCCGACCUACAAAAGCAUGAAUAAAGCCUGAAAGAUAGUGUGUAGAAAUUUUGAUUUUUCUUUUCGCAAAACGAAAUUCACUACCAAUCUCAGUGUACUGUGUAUAUACAAUAUAUUUUGGCAAAGUAUUGUUAGUAUAUACAAGUAGCAGUAUCUUAUAUACACCAUAGACAGUGUUUCAAAUAUACUUCCAUUCUCGCAUUUGCAGCAAAUGUUUUAUAUUCAAUCUUGAUAAAAUUGUAAGAUAUACAUGUUAUAGAUCUUUGAGUCGCGUAAACCCCAAAAUAUAUAAAUUAUGUAUACAUAUUGCUUUAAACAAAAAUUGUACUAAAAGUCCUUUCAAUUAAACCAAAAAUCACUUGUUUAACUUGCUUUUUAUCUAAUAAGUUCUUGUAUUUUCUUAUAUAAAUUAUAAACUUUGUAUUUUAACGAAUA
Messenger RNA from Pseudomyrmex gracilis, 1936 nucleotides. RefSeq names its product B-cell receptor-associated protein 31. The record is from RefSeq and is a predicted model, not a curated record. The transcript has 3 exons. NCBI's taxonomy places the organism in Eukaryota, Metazoa, Arthropoda, Insecta, Hymenoptera, Formicidae. Gene Ontology annotation, biological process: intracellular protein transport; endoplasmic reticulum to Golgi vesicle-mediated transport. The coding region runs from base 260 to 961 and encodes 233 amino acids. Gene Ontology annotation, cellular component: endoplasmic reticulum; endoplasmic reticulum membrane.